GGGGGGGCGUCGGGACGCCCGAAAUAGCGCCGGUCUCCAUCUACGGAUGACGCUCACGAGGCGUCGCUUCGGCAAGUUUUGACCAGCGCGCGUCUAACAUGUCGGACUUAUCGCCGUGCUUAAGCCUUAUAGUGACUUAAUGGCAGUUUUGUGUUAAGGACUCGUUGCAAGGGAAUAUGGUCAUGUUCGAUGAUGCACUUGAACCGAAGACAACAAUGCAAGCAGAAUCAAUAGAUGUGCUGCGGAAAGAUACAAGUAUAAUGACUUACAAAAAUAACGGAACCGAUAGUAUAGAAGUGAAAUGUGAGGCAGUUAUAGAUGAAUGUUGUGAGUCACCAGAAGUGCAGACCAAAUUCAAAGGUAUAAACUUGGAAGAUGACAUAGAGAAAGUCGAAGUGACCAGCCAUGACGAAUCUUCGGAAGAACCUGAAACGGACUGUUUGGUUGACUAUGAGUCACCCAAAUCACAAUUUGCAUCGCCGUUAUUCAGCGGCAUUCCUACCCAGAACCCGACCGAAUCUAUUAAGAGCUGGCUGCAAAGGAUAACGGACGCUCAACAUGAGAUUCAGAAGAAACAUCUCGCUAUCCAAUCUAGUAUCCCUACGGUGACGGGCAACUCUAGCAUAAAUAAUAGUAGCACCGCUACCAAUAACGCACCAUCCAGAAUAAUGAAGUACCAAGACCUGCCCUACAUGGGCGAGAUCACCUUGGACAGCUCAAAAUCCCGGAGAGGCAGAAAACCCAAAAAAGCUGACAUCUGCCAUCUCAUUUACAAAAACUACGGGACGAUCCUUCCGGGCACUCCAAAUCCGGAUAGUUACUUAGAGAAAGACAAUAGCAUUUUGAAAAGAGUAGCUGUUUUAGACAGCAAAGAAGCUGUAGAUAGUGCUAAUAGGACUGAUGUACAGAAUAAGAUUAUAUCUAGUUUACUUGAAAAAAGACUGACUCAAGAAUAUAAGAGGACCAGGGAGGGCAAAAGGCAUUCUCCAAAGGAAAAGGUGGACCAAAAUGAACCGCUCAACCUAUGUAUUCGUGAUUUAAAUCACUUGAAGAUAAGACUACUGAAAAAUAACGACAAUACCUACAGCUCAGCGGAAAUCAAGUCGGAACCACAAUCGGACGAAGAUGUAGAUUUAUUCCAAGACACUCCUAGUCCAAGCAUCAUUUAUCCAAACGAGUUGCAUCCCCGCCCCAAUCUGAUAGACCCCUCCUCCGCGCGGAGCAGUCCUGACUCUUCAGGAGUGGGGGCCGGCUCAACUACGCCCAAACCUGCUGAACGCACCGCCCCCGGGGGGUACGUGUAUUGGCCUAACGCGGGAGUGUUCAUUCAUCCCUUGGCGUUGCAGCAACAACUUUUAUUGUACACUCGUAUGACAGGCGGUAGUGACAGUUAUAUCCUUCCGGGUGGCCACAGUCCAAGGCAGCCACCUCAUCAGGGUACUAGUUCGACAGCAACGUCUUCUUCACCGAAAGAAACGCAAGUAGAACUCAGGAAGAUUGUACCAAAGACUGUCAAGUCGAAAGCUUCCUCUUCCAAAGAUAGCACUGCCGAGGAGACUGAUCACUCGACAGGAUCCCCGGGCUGCAGUAGUACCCAAGAACUGAAAAAGCGAAACGCCCCUUCGUCUUCAGAAAAUGGAAAAGCGCCUACGAAAAGAAAGAGGUCCGCCAUUUUCAUUCCCCCCAUACCAACAGAAAAUAACACUAAUCCUGCGACUGAAGUCAGCAUCUGCAAAUUUAAGUUUACCGGAGGAGCGAAGCCUAGUCUGCAGGAGAAGAAGAUGCUGUCUGUAGAUUCCGGAGGAAAUUUUAGGUACUACAGUGGCACCGGCGACAAAUCCAUGCGCGGCUACGAGUUCUUCCCUAGGGAAACCCUUCAGCAGCAAGUGCACAACAGCCAAGGCUCGUCGACGGGAGCGUUCCUUCAAGCCAGCGGUGAGAAAAUUUACCCUACGCCCCCGGUAGACUUCGCAGGCACGAAAUCCGGUUCGGAUUUCCUGCUCAGUCCGGACCUGCCCGUUCCGAAUUUCCCCAAGGGCCAUCAGGCGCAGGAACUGGCCGCCCAAAAGCUGAAGAAAAGAAAAUCAAGAAAAAGCCUGCAACGCGAAAAGCUAGAGCAAACGUUCAAGGAAAAGGGCUUUCUCAUUCAAACGCAGCAAACUGAAAGCGCCGAAGGAGCGACUUACUGCAAGUUCAGACAACUCAGGAAGUUCACCAGGUAUUUGUUCAGAUCGUGGAAGGACUACCUUCCAGGGAAUAUCGCCGAAGGCGAACAAGCCAGGAGUUCCAAGGGCGACAAUGAACUGACGAUCAACGAGUUCAGCAGGGAUGAGGUUGAUAACUCAUCGGCGCAUUCUAGUGACGCGAAUGCGUGCUGAGUUAUGAGUUAGGAUCUCAUGCCCCUUUUACUUCCCAGGCCAAAACUGGCGAGGAAGUAUCGUAAUAGAGAAAUAACAAAAUAAAAAAAAUUGAGAAAUAUGAAAUCACGUUUUUUGUGGAUGUUGUAUGACAUGUACAUCACGAAAAAUCGUGUGAAUAUACAGGGUUUGUCCGGAAAGUAAUAGGACUGAGUCGAUUUAAAAAAAAUUUAUUGAGCCAAUCGUUGCAAUUCUGGGUAAGCUUGCUUGAGCAUAUCAAACGUCUCUGUCGCAGAUUUACCGAGUUUCACACAGAAUUUAAUCGCGUACCUCUGCUCUAAAGAACGCUGCAUUUUCCGCUUGCACCACUCACAGAAACAUGUCGCGCGAAAAUGCCUGUCCUGACUCUCCAAGAGCUCGGAGACAACUGACCAAGAAAAUGAGUCCUAUUACUUUCCGGACAAACCCUGUAUGAUAGGUAAGAGGACAAUCAAAUCUUAAAUUUUAAAAAACAGCAAGUUUGAAAUUAUACAGGGUGGCCCAACGAAAAAGUCGCACCCCAUUUGUGACUCUCUUGGUAUAUCUUGGGGAAAACCCUCGGAGACCUCAAUUUCAAUUUCUAGGGAGACUUCUUUCCAUCUAUAGCCGUUAGAUUUUUUAGAUUUUCCAUGAAGUUUUUAGUAACUUUUAUAUGGUUUUGCCUAUCUUCAAUCGGUGAGAAGCUAUUUGAGUAUAUAAUAGAAUUCUAGAAAUUAUGCACCACCUUGUUGGAAAUGAAUGUAAUAUGCAUUAUAAUUUUCUAUUGUUCUCGAAAAUGCCGGUCCACACAUUUAUUUUUUCAGGAUAUUGCGAGUGUACCUCUCGAUACAAAUGUGGAUUCGAGUCACCCCAAUAUCGCCAAUUAUGUUUAUUUACGCGAUGAAGCUGACUUGGUUGUCGGUUGUUACCAUUUUCAUUUACGGAUACACUCGGGGACCGUCGGUACCGGCUCGUGUCCGAUCGCGGUCGCCCGAGUGCGUGGGGCGCUGCGACUAUUAUGUGGGCUUGUUACCAUUUUUAGAUUUGGUUAGUCACUUCUCACUCGUUAGCCGUUUAGUCACGCAACGCCACUGAGCAUGAUGUAAAUAGAAUGCACACUCAUCCGAGAAGCAAAUAUUUAAUAACAGAUUUGCAUUGUUGAUUAAACGUUGGGAUAUUAAUUCGCAAAACUGCAACCUCCUAUCGAAACCGUCUGCAUUAAGCUCAUGGACAGUAUUAUUUUCAUUAUUAUUAUUACCAGGAUCCUCCUCCCCUAAAAAACAAGGUUUGAGCGAUUUUAAUAAUUUUCAUCUUUGACCUUUUUCUGUGCGGCCACUGGAUAGAUACACAAGAAAACAGACAAACGGACCGACCGAACUGAGUCACAUGAUCUACAUGUCAUACAAUAUCAAAAAAAAAAUUGAUUUUCGAAUUUUGCAUCGAUUACAAUACUUGCUCGCCCAGUGACGUAGGAAGUUUAAAUGAAUUUAGAAAGCGUCGGUGUGUCUUGUUCAUCUACAGUCUCAUAGACGGCGCUAGUAUCGGAAACGUCAAAAUACAGUGUAUGAUUGACUGUCUUCAGGUAAAAUGAAGACAUGAAAUAAGUAAAUAAAUAAUGUGCUUAGUGCCAAAAUUAUUGUUUUGAGAUAAGCAAUAUUUUUUGUUCUACAAUCAGUGUAUUAAAAAAAUCUGCCCUGACAAUUUAAACAUAGGUUUAUUCAAGUAAGUACUUUCCUGUGUACUUAAUAUUUUCUGGAACUUUUUGUAAAUACUAGCAGAAAAAAAAUUAAUAGUUACUAAAUCAUAGAAUGUGCUAAGUGCCGUCACAAAAAUGUAAGUAUUGUGGUAAAUAAUAAUGAAAUAAUCAUAAAAAAAAAACAGAAAAAAAUUAGCUUUCUUCUUCUUUUCUUUAUUCUUCUUUGGAAGGUCAGGUUUGAAAGAGUAAUUUCUGCGAUAGUUUCAAUAGCAACAUUUUUCUUCAAAAUCUUCGAUGUUUUCCAAGGCUCUAUUCGUUGGCACAUUUUUUAUCGGCGGCUUUAUGGCGAUUGACAAGCGUGCACUCUGUUGGGUUUUUUUUCAGUAUAAUAUAAUAGCCAUGGCACUUAGCGCUAAUCUGUGUUGUUGUUUAAGGCACCUAGAACAUGUUACAAGUAUAAAAUAAAAAACCGAUUUUUUGGCACUUGCACAUUAUUUACUUCCAGUCUUCAAAUACGUUAAGAAGCAUGAUGUUGAAGACUUAAUAUUCUUGCAUUUCUAUGCUCAAAUUUCUGUCAGAUAAAAAACGGUGUGGCCCAUGGAACUGAGAAUCUAAUUAUGUUAAAGGUUCUUAUGAAUCUUGUAGGCUGAAAUAUGUAUUUAAAUACUUGUCUGUGGAGAAUUAGGUAAAAAAUUGAGAAUGAACGAUUGUUGUUUUAAUGUUUAUAUGCGUUACACCGGGCAGUAUUUUCGCAUCUGAUUCCGAUUUUUUGCAGUCUUAUUCAUUCUCAUUAUAUUCAAAAAAACAAAACAAGUUCAAAACGUUGUUUUGUUCGUUAUGGUCUGUCUUUUUAUGCUUUUAUGAUUUUUUGGGUACAUUAGAACUUUAAAAAAAUACGGAUGUUUACAUGAACGAAAUAUACUACUAUAUAAUGACAAAUUUUAAGUGAACGUGAAUCUCGAAUACUACACAAGAUACAAUGUUUAAAAAUGUAUUGGGGGGUUUGUUAAGUCAUAUUGCAAAUCUUUUAUAGUACCCACUGGGCAAUUUUCACUGAGAAUUUACCGUUGUCCGCGUAAAAAAAAACGCUGUAAUUUUGCGAUAAUUCCACACCUCUUAAGGCAUUUUCUAUACAUGAGGGAGAUAUUCAAUAAUUCAUGUAUUACCCUUUCCCCAUCACGUGCGAGGAGACUGCUUGGUCUAGGUAUGUGUAAUUUAAAACUAAUUUUUCAAUUCAUCUGAAUGAAAUCGAGUGACAGCUAGUCUUUUCUAUUUUUUAGUUUGUGACUCAGUAUUCUAUACAAAAUACAACAAAAUUAACAUAUAAUAAGCUUAUACAGGGUGUCCGCAAAGUUGGGGUUUUCCUUUUCAGAAACAACCACCCUUGAAAUAACAAAGGUAAUGUGUAGUGAAACGAGGGCGACCAAGUAAAAAAAAAUAAAGGAAAAAGUAGUCACUCUCCAGUUGACAAGAAGGGCAAAGUACGUCUCUGCCCGAAAUCAUACCGCUCCAACAGAAAAUGAAAUCAGCUGAAGCGCUACCGAGCAGACGCGGAAACCACAUUGAUUGUCUUACACUUAAUGGCACAUCUUCUAACAAGGAAGGCAAAAUGUUGCGUGAAAAGUCUAGGUAUUGCAUCCCGUCCAAUCGAUUUGGGAGAAUAAAUGGUCCAAUAAGCAUACCGUUCACCAUGCCAGCCCAAACAUUCACCGAGAACGUUUGUUGAAAAUGACCAAACAUGAGUGUUGCGAAAGUUAUUCACCCCAUUACGCGUGAACGUAGAUUCGUCUGUCACCAAUAUGCACUUCAAAAAGUCCGGAUUAUUGUCAUGUUGAUGCAACAACCACUCACAAAACCGCACUCUUGCUGGAAAAUCGUCAGGUUGAAGGGCUUGUACACGUAGGACGUGAAACGGAUACAGCCCUUCUUCACGCAGCGUUUGCCACACUUUAGUUUUUGAUACUUGCACUUCUCUAGCCACGUCUCUAGUGCUUGUUGAGGGAUUCGCGUCUACGCGAUUACCUCUACACGCGUGACCGUAACCGUCGGUUGAAGGUUGCAUACUAACCUGACACACUGACCCCGACCCAGUUCUGCCGUCGGGUUGAGACCUUGUACCAGUCUGGGAUAUCCCGGCGGGUCGCGGCUGACAGGACGGUAUUCAGAUAUUUUUGAUGUUGCAGAGCCCUUUAUCUCGGUUCCCUUAAGACAUUGGUGUAUAUGGUACUAAGAAAAAUUGCUUAUGUUUUCAAGAUCUACACGUCGUGUAAAGGAAAACCCCAACUUUGCGGACACCCUGUAUGUUUUCUGAAAAUGUGUGAUGGCAUCUGAUGAUUUUUGUAAUACUUUUCGUAAUUUUAUCUCACUUUGGUAAAAGGAAUAAGUGACAACAAUUGAAAAAAGUUAUUGCUUUUUUUUUGUAGAGUAUGCGUGUUGUACGAGUAUGUAAUAAUAGGCUGUUUGACUGAUACCUAAAUAAAUGAGUAUUUUUUUGUGACGGGACAUUUUAUCGUUGUUGACAGGUAACAAAAUGUCACUUUUUAUGAGAUUACUUUUUUCCCGGAUAUUGUACAAAUGAUUUAGCUGGCAAUAAUUUUUGUCACGAUACUUUGGCUACUUCUACUAAUUCCGGUGAGGUCAAAGAAAACUCGGAAUCAGACAAUUUUAGACAUAUUAAAAAUAAGUUCUAAACAACCACUAAGUUCACAAUUUUUAAAACGAAUCACAAAAUUAAUUUACAGCUAUUUGAUUACUUUAAAAGUUUCCUUAGCAACGCAGGUCUAAUAAGUACAACAUAGCCUACUAAUUUCAAAAUUCAAAUUUCACAUCGAUAAUUUUCUGUCUAAAAUAUUGUAAGAAUAUAAUUUUUCAAUAAUAAAUCGUCGUUUUUCCCGUUACAAAAAUUGUGUAUUAUACAGGGUGUUUCAGUUUAUUGUUGCAUCACUUUAAGAUUCGAUAGAACUUUUAAAAUUAAUGCAUAAAGUCUAUAUAAACAUGGGUCGAAAAAUGCGUGGCUUCCGAAAUACAUGAUGUUUAAAUUUACUUUCUAAAAUAGUUUUUUUUAAUAUUUCUAUCAAUAUUUGAUGUAUAACAGUGAAAAUUGGUAUACAAGGGUUUUUUGGUACGGCAAAACGAACCAUGUGCAUAGUUUUACUGUAGCCGCUAGAGGGCGCUCUCUACUGUACCUGUAGUAUAUUAAAAUGAGC
Molecule: messenger RNA, 7277 nt
Organism: Acanthoscelides obtectus
Lineage: Eukaryota; Metazoa; Arthropoda; Insecta; Coleoptera; Chrysomelidae
Source: the annotation of a GenBank genome assembly